Molecule: messenger RNA, 367 nt
Organism: Oppiella nova
Lineage: Eukaryota; Metazoa; Arthropoda; Arachnida; Sarcoptiformes; Oppiidae
Source: the annotation of a GenBank genome assembly
UCAGUGCAAUACAUGUGGACUUUACCACAAAAUGAAUGGAAACAAUCGACCACUUGUUAAGAAUCAAAGGCGGCUAACAACACAAUCAAGACGUUCAGGUCUCUCGUGUUCCGACUGCUCGACGACUAACACAUCCUUAUGGCGGCGAAAUGGUUUAGGAGAGCCGGUGUGCAACGCCUGUGGCUUAUACUACAAACUCCAUAGCGUUAACCGUCCGAUCACUAUGAAGAAGGACUCCAUCCAAACCCGCAAACGAAAACCCAAACAACAGGCCUCAGACCAACAGUCCUCUCAACCACUGUCCACAUCUCACUCACAGCCCUAUUCUAUUCCAUUGAAACUGGGAAUGGGAUUAGGAGUUAGAUAA